This is a messenger RNA of Electrophorus electricus (electric eel), 1166 nucleotides long. It is a transcript of the gene c16h15orf40, whose product is annotated as chromosome 16 C15orf40 homolog. NCBI's taxonomy places the organism in Eukaryota, Metazoa, Chordata, Actinopteri, Gymnotiformes, Gymnotidae. The record is from RefSeq and is a predicted model, not a curated record. Gene Ontology annotation, cellular component: cytoplasm.
UUUUGAUAGGUUCACAUGGUUGUUUGCAUGUAUCAGUGUAUAGCUAGCCAGUUAACUUGCGUUAAAGUACUUUCUUGCUGUAUUGAUUCUUCUGUUUACAUUACUGUAGUUUAUGCACUGCCAAACUCUACGCAGUUUUAUGAGAAUAUCGCCAUUUACACUCUCUGAAAAAAACAAUGUUGUUCUAAAGUCCGCGGUGUUUUACAAACACCUAAGAACGGCUGUAUUUCUUGACAGCAAAGUAUCUCACGAGAAGCUUUCCUCUCAAAACAAGAUGCCCAAAAAACAAAAAUCGACUAAAAGUACUCAGAAACAGCCAGCAACGCCGACAGGACCAGUUUCUAAAAUCAAAGACGGUGAAUAUGCUGUUGCAAUACACGCAAAGCCCGGCGCAAAACAAAAUGCCGUCACAGAUGUGACCUCAGAGGCAGUUGGUGUCGCUAUUGCUGCGCCACCGACAGACGGGGAGGCCAAUGCGGAACUUGUGCGAUAUUUAUCCAAAGUGCUCUCGUUGAAGAAGAGUGAAGUAAUCCUAGAUAAGGGUAGUAAAUCCAGAGAAAAAGUAAUUAAAGUUAAAGCCUCUAUUAGUCAAGAGGAGGUCCUGGAGAGACUGAAGAAUGAGGCUUCUCAAGGUCCCUGAAAACGAAAUGACUUUUUUUUGUUGUCCUUUAAGGGAUGGACACCUGUAUCCCAAACAACCACCCCUAAACAUAACAUGCCAGGCCUGUUUUGUGCUAUCUUUUGUUUAUUGCUUUUCUAUGUGACUUCAGCAAGACUGUUUAAUGUUACGUGAGCAGUGCAUAGACUGCUUUUAAUUUUUUCCUUGUCUUAUUUCUUUCACACUUUCUUCUGUCAGAAGAGAUCUUAAUGACUCUUUGUUCCUUUGAAAACACCAAGAGCCAAUUCCAUAAGGUCUGUAGAAGUAUCUUGGUGUCCCUGUCAGUGAGUUAUGUUUUAAUUAAGGAAAGACCUAAUGAACAUUGCUAUUAGACAGUUUCCAUUAAGAAAUGUGCUUACCACCGGAUAGGCUGAUUUAAAAAAAAAUUGAGGGGAGGGUAUUCAUUUCAGAGUCACCUCCUUUUCUACAAAAUAGUUUUGUACUGUAAAAAUUGAUGUAUAAUGAAAGCUGUUCUAAUGUAGCAACAGAAUACAGUGACUACUGCAUA